This is a messenger RNA of Phalacrocorax carbo (great cormorant), 1087 nucleotides long. The record is from RefSeq and is a predicted model, not a curated record. NCBI's taxonomy places the organism in Eukaryota, Metazoa, Chordata, Aves, Suliformes, Phalacrocoracidae.
UACACAGGCUUUCCUAACACUCCUGCUCCUGAUAAUUACAGGGAGGUAUCCCAGCUUCAUAUUUAAUAAAUACAUAAAUGAAUAAGAUGCUAAAUUGCCACUUUUCUUGACAGUUGUAAACUAAACCUUGGCAAAACAUCUCUUUGCACCCUAGAAGUUGGGAAAUCCAAACAGACCUUUGACUUUUAAGGAUCUCAUGAUUUUCAAGCCAACUUUGUGUGCUGUGGAGUGGUGAGGAGGAGACUCUGGAUUUUCUCACUCUUGAAUGUGUCAGUGCUAAACGCAGAGACUGGGAGCUGGAAAUAAAAAAAAAAAAACCAAACCAAAACAGACUUUGAUACUGCAAAUACUUGGGUGGGAUUUUAACAUCACAUGCUUGAGCCUACAAACACAAGAAGAGCCAGACUGGGUCAGCCCCAACAUCCUGUCUCCAGCAGCAAGCAGUAGCAGACUCCCCAGUGCUUAGUGUAAUUUGUUGACAAAACCCUGCUUUUUUUUUUCUUUUCCUUUUUUUUUUUCCUUAUUUCGCCCCCCCCCCUUUUUUUUCCCUGUAACAUCAUGUGUCCAAGAGCGGGCACAUCCCAGUGCAACUGUUUGCUGUCAUGUUGAAAUGCAUCUGAGAUUGACAAAGUUCCCUCCACUCCAGGAGCAUUACACAACCCCUGGGCACUAUAAAUCCAGGAUUUCACGCUUCUCCAACUCUUUAAGGUCCUUCACUCUUCCUUGUGGUGGAACCCCCACUCACGUUCAGCUAUGCGGAUCCUCCAGCUGCUCUUUGCAGUCAUUGUCAUUCUCCUCCUCCAGGACGUUCCCGCAAGAGGUCUUCCAGACAGCCAGCAGUGCAGAAGCAACCAUGGCCACUGCCGGAGGCUUUGCUUCCACAUGGAGCGCUGGGAAGGGAGCUGCAGCAACGGCCGCCUGCGCUGCUGCCGAUGAGAAGGGCCACGCUGGGAAGGACCUCGGCAUCCUAGGGGGACCAGCCCAGUGACCCUGUGACCACGACUGCAUGUAGGAUCUGCUCUCAGACACCUCAUCUACACUCACAGCUUGGUUUGUCCAUCACCAAUAAACCUGUCGGUUUUAUAUA